Labeo rohita (rohu) is the source of this 3122-nucleotide messenger RNA. RefSeq names its product finTRIM family, member 66 (gene ftr66). The transcript has 6 exons. NCBI's taxonomy places the organism in Eukaryota, Metazoa, Chordata, Actinopteri, Cypriniformes, Cyprinidae. Gene Ontology annotation, molecular function: protein binding; zinc ion binding. The record is from RefSeq and is a predicted model, not a curated record. The coding region runs from base 6 to 1646 and encodes 546 amino acids.
ACAUAAUGGAAGGGCUCCUGGAUGCAGAAGAGUUUUGCUGUUCAAUCUGCCUGGAUUUGCUGAAAGAUCCAGUGGCCAUUCCAUGUGGGCACAGCUACUGCAUGGAAUGCAUUAAUGAUUAUUGGAAGAAAAAUGAUCAUGUGGGGGUCUUCAGCUGUCCUCAGUGCGGACAGACGUUCAGCCCCAUGCCUGUUUUAAACAGAAAUACCAUACUGGCAGAAAUGGUGGACAAGCUGAAGAAACUGGAACUUCUGGGCGACUCUCAGAUUUACGACAACUGUGUGCCAGGUUAUCUGACCUGUGAUUUCUGUACAAGUAUCAAACAAAAAGCUGUGAAGAGCUGUUUGGUAUGUUUGGCAUCUUACUGUCAAAAUCACCUUCAAGCACACUACAAAUCUCCCGCCUUGAAGAAACACAAGCUGAUCGAAGCCUCCGUGAACCUGCAGGAGAAGAUCUGUCCUCAUCACGAUAAAUAUUUGGAGAUGUAUUGCCGAACUGAUCAACAAUGCAUAUGCCUUUUGUGUGUGAUGGAUGACCAUAAAGGUCACGAUACAGUACCAGCAGCUAUGGAAAGCACAAAGAAACAGAAAGAACUAGGCAUGACACGACAUAAAUACAAGCUCAAAAUCCACGCUAAAGAAAAGGACCUACUGGAGCUUAAACUGGCUGUAGACGCCCUGAAAACCUCUGCACAGACUGCUAUGGAAAAUGGCGAACAGAUCUUUACUGAGUUGAUUCAGUUUAUUGAAAGGAGGAGGAGUAAAUUCAGAGAUCUGAUCAGAGACCAAGAGAGAGCUGCAGAGAGCAUGUUGCAGACACUGGAGCAAGAAAUCACAGAGCUCAAACAGAGAGAUCAUGAGCUUGAGAUGCUUCUAAAGUCUGAAGAUCAUGUUCAUGUUCUUCAGAACUGUCAUUCGUUCUCUUCCGGCCUUCCUGACCCACCCUUCACAAUAGCUACACUCUCCGAUUUUGGCAAGGUGAACGACGCAGUAGCUGCUCUAAAGAAGAAGCUUGAAGAUGUCUUUAAAGGGGAAUGGCUCAGGAUCUAUCAAGCAGCAAGAUCAAUGAAGAUCCUUCACUGCACGGUGCCCAAAAUUAGACCAGAGUUUCUGCACCAUUCCUGCCCGCUGCAACUAAAUCCUUUAACAGCCCACAAAGACCUUAGUUUGUCCAAGGGGAACAGAGAAGUGGCCGUUCGGAGCCGAGUGCAAUCCUGCCCCGACCACCCGGAGCGCUUUGAUUACUGGUGCCAGGUGCUGGGCACUGAGGGCUUGACAGGCUGCAGCUACUGGGAAGUGGAGUGGAGCGGGAUGGGAGUAAACAUUGCAGUCGCAUACAAAAACAUUGCCAGGAAAGGGGAAAGCGGUGAAGCUCAUUUCGGCCAUAAUGACAAAUCCUGGAAUUUGUUCUGCAGCAGGAAAGGUUAUGCUUUCUGGCACAACGGGAUCGUCAGUAAGAUCUCAGAGCCUGGGUCGACAAAGAUUGGCGUUUAUCUGGAUCACAGGGCCGGGACGCUAGCGUUUUACAGCAUUGAUGACUCAAUGACUCUCCUUCACAGUGUUCACACCACAUUUACACAACCUCUCUACCCUGGCUUUGAGUUUUCAUGCUAUGAUGCCUCAAUCAAGUUGUGUCAGUUGGAGUAAGAGGAAAAGGGGAGGCGCAUUUGGCGUUGGAAAUAAAAGAAUGGGUUAAUGAUUAAAGAUAUAAGAUUAAAUAUAUACAAUAAAGUAGUAAAGAAAUAUGAUAAAACAAAUACAGUGGUAUCCCGCUGUUAGUCCAGUAGUGCUGAGAUGCUAUUAUAGUUGUUGUUAAUAUUUUGAAUUAGAUUUUAAUUUAUAUUUUCGGCUUUAAUGUUAAUUUUAGUUUAAGUUUUAGUAACUUUUUGUGUUUUUGUCAUUUUUAUUAGUUUUUGUGUUUGUAUAUGUCUAUAGUUUUUAUUAAUUUUUUAUUUCAUUUUUAGUUGUUUUAGUAUAUCAAGUUAAAGUAGUUAAAACUGAGAAAUGUUGUCUUGAAAAAUACUGUAGGUAAAAAAACAAACAAACUAAUAUAUACACUGCCAUUCAAAAUUUGGAAUCAGUGAGAUUUUUAAUGUUUUUUAAUGGAGUCUCAUGCCCAUCAAGGCUGCAUUUAUUUGUUCAAAAGUACAGAAAAAAAUGUAAUAUUGUAAAAUAUAAUUGCAAUUUAUAAUAUUGGUUUCCUAUUUUAACAUACCCUUAAAAUAUAAUUUAUUUCUGUGAUGCAAGGCUGUAUUUUUACCAGACAUUAUUUCAGUCUUAUGUGUCAUAUGAUCCUUCAGAAAUCAUUCUAAUAUGCUGAUUUAUUAUCAAUGUUGGAAACAGUUGUGCUGCUUAAUAUUUUUUUGGAACCUGUGAUUCUUUUUCAGGAUUCUUUGAUGAAUAAAAAGUUAAAAAAGAACUGCAUUUAUUUAUUUAUUCUAAGUAUUAAGUCUUUGCUAUCACUUUUUUAUCUAUUUAACUUCCUUGGUGAAUAAAAGUAUUAAUUUAGAAAAAAUAUACUGACUCCUAACUUUGGAAUAAUAGUGUAUGUUAACAUAAAAUGUAUAUUUUGAAUAAACAAUGUUAUUUUUAACUUUUUGUUUAUCAAAGAAUCCUGAAAAAAAUAUCACAAAUAUUAUGCAGCACAACUGUUUUAAACAUUCAUUAUAAAUCAGCAUAUUAAAAUGAUUUCUGAAGGAUCAUGUGACACUGAAGACUAGAGUAAUGAUGCUGAAAAUUCAGUGUUGCUUCACAAGAAUAAAUUAUAUUCUAAUGUACAUUAAAAUAGAAAACUGUUAUUUUAAAUAGCAAUAAUAUUUUACAAAAUUACAGUUUUUUUCUGUAUUUUUAAUCAAAUACAGCCUUAAUGAGCACGAGAAACUUCUUUAAAAAUCAUUACAAAUCUUACUGAUCCCAAACUAACAAUAUAGAUAGAUAGAUAGAUAGAUAGACAGACAGAUAGAUAGAUAGAUAGAUAGAUAGAUAGAUAGAUUUCUUUUUCAGUCAGCCAAAAAAUCCUGACACAUUUAUAUCUAUGAUCAUCUCUUUCCAUUUUAACUACUCACACAGUAAAUUGCUGUUAUUUCUGUCUGUGGAAUGUCCCUUGAGGUAUAUAUUGUCUGA